Oppia nitens is the source of this 3395-nucleotide messenger RNA. RefSeq names its product valine--tRNA ligase-like (gene ValRS). The record is from RefSeq and is a predicted model, not a curated record. Lineage: Eukaryota; Metazoa; Arthropoda; Arachnida; Sarcoptiformes; Oppiidae. The transcript has 2 exons. The coding region runs from base 169 to 3363 and encodes 1064 amino acids. Gene Ontology annotation, molecular function: valine-tRNA ligase activity; ATP binding; aminoacyl-tRNA deacylase activity. Gene Ontology annotation, biological process: valyl-tRNA aminoacylation. Gene Ontology annotation, cellular component: cytosol.
UUCAUUAUUUAAAUGAAUGAAUGAUUGCAUCAAUCAAUGAGUUGAGCACUCAUUCACAUCAAUAGUAAAGGCAUUGAAUACACGUUUGCAGUCAACGAGUAGUCAAUCAAUCAAUCGCUUGAUUUUCAAUACAUUUACCACACAUUUGACAACAUAUUGCUUGACAUUAUGACCAACGAGUCGGACAAUCAACAAAAUAGUGGACAAUCGGUGUCCGCCGAUAACGGACCGCCGAAAUCGGAGAAAGAAUUGAAAAAAGAAGCGCUAAAGAAGGCUAAACUCGAAAAGUUUGCCGAAAAACAACAGAAAUUGAAAGAAAAAGCUGUCAAAGAAGCAAAAAACAAGAAUGAAACCAAAGACAACAAAAGUGAUAACAAAAAGGAUAAAAAAGACAAAACUAUUAUCACAUACGAUAGAGUUAUCAAACCGGGAGAGAAAAAGGAUGUAACAUCUGAUCCGAUGCCUGAUUCAUAUUCACCCAAAUAUGUUGAGGCCGUUUGGUAUGAGUGGUGGGAAAAGCAAGGCUUCUUUAGUCCCGAAUAUAACAAUGACAUCACAAAACCUAACCCGAAGGGACACUUUGUUAUGGUUAUACCGCCGCCUAACGUGACCGGUGUUUUACAUUUAGGUCACGCACUCACCAAUGCUAUACAAGAUUCAGUGACCCGAUGGAACCGUAUGAAAGGCAGGACAACCUUAUGGAACCCGGGCUGUGAUCACGCGGGCAUUUCCACACAAAUUGUGGUCGAAAAACAACUUUGGAGACAAAAGAAGAUAACGAGACACGAUUUGGGUCGCGACAAGUUUGUUGAAGAGGUAUGGAAGUGGAAGAAUGAAAAGGGAGACGCGAUUUAUAAACAAUUGAAGUGUUUGGGAGUCUCUACUGACUGGAAUCGAGCUGUCUUUACAAUGGAUCCUAAAAUGUGUCGCGCGGUUAUUGAAGCAUUUGUCAGACUUCAUGAACAGGGACUCAUCUAUCGGUUUAAUCGAUUGGUCAACUGGUCGUGCACUUUGCUGUCAGCUAUUUCUGAUAUAGAAGUGGAUAAAUUUGAAUUAACUGGCCGUACAUUUUUAACUGUUCCCAAUUAUGACCAAAAAGUCGAGUUUGGAGUUUUGCAUAAGUUUGCGUAUAAAGUUGAGGAAAGCGAUGAUGAAAUAGUUGUGGCCACCACUCGUAUUGAGACAAUGUUAGGCGAUACGGCUGUUGCUGUCCAUCCUAAUGAUUCCCGUUAUAAACAUCUUCACGGCAAAUAUGUUGUCCAUCCUUUCCUUGAGCGCAGACUUCCAAUUGUUUGCGAUGAAUUUGUGGACAAGGAGUUUGGAACGGGUGCCGUUAAAAUUACUCCGGCUCACGAUCCCAAUGAUUAUGAAGUUGGAAAACGACAUAACCUUCCAUUUAUUACUAUAAUAACGGAUUCCGGAUUAAUAUCUGACAAUUGCGGACAAUUUAGUGGACAAAAGAGAUUUGAUGCCCGAAAAUCAGUGACCGAAGCCUUAAAACAAAAAGGAUUAUAUCGUGAAUGUGUGGACAAUCCUAUGGUUGUACCCAUUUGUAAUCGAUCUAAGGAUAUAAUUGAACCAUUAAUUAAAUAUCAAUGGUAUGUCAAUUGUAAGGAUAUGGCUAAGAAAGCAGCAGAUGCUGUGAGAAAUGGAGAACUCAGGUUUAUACCAGAAUUGCACGAAAAGAUUUGGUUUCAUUGGUUGGACAACAUUAGAGAUUGGUGUAUAUCUCGUCAAAAUUGGUGGGGACAUAGAAUUCCUGUUUAUUUUGCUAAAGUUAAGGGUCAGACACCACAAGACAUAAAUGAAUCGGAAGAGUAUUGGAUUAGUGGUCGAACUGAAGAAGAGGCUCUUGAAAAAGCAUCGAAAAAGUUUAAUGUGAAAACUGAAGACAUUGAACUAAUUCAAGACGAAGAUGUAUUGGACACAUGGUUUUCUUCGGGAUUGUUUCCAUUUGCUAUAUUUGGUUGGCCGGAACAGACCCAAGAUUUGGAACUAUUCUUUCCGGGAACUCUGUUAGAGACGGGUUACGACAUAAUAUUUUUUUGGGUCGCAAGAAUGGCUAUGUUGUCAUUACAACUUAUGGGUAAACUUCCAUUCAAAGAUGUUUAUCUUCAUACCAUUAUACGUGAUGCUCACGGAAGGAAAAUGUCCAAAUCGUUGGGCAACGUUAUAGACCCGAUGCAUGUCAUCAAUGGUAUAUCAUUGGAUGAUCUUUACAAGACAUUAUAUAACUCAAACUUAGACCCUUCUGAGAUCGAUAAGGCAAAAGCCGGUCAAAAGGUCGACUAUCCCAAUGGUAUUCCCGAAUGUGGUACCGAUGCAAUGCGAUUUGCAUUGUGCUCAUACUUAACACCCGGGCGUGACAUCAAUUUGGAUAUAAAACGUGUUGAAGGUUACAGACAUUUUUGUAAUAAGCUCUGGAAUGCCGUUAAGUUUACAUUAAUGACUUUGGGCUCUGAUUUUAUACCCAACUCUACAAAUAAAUUGACGGGAAAUGAAUCUAAAGUAGAUCUUUGGAUUUUGAGUGCUUUACAUACGGCCACUGAAACGUGUAAUAAAGGUUUCGAGACGUAUGACUUUCCUCAAUGUACUAACGCUUGCUAUAGUUUCUGGUUAUACCAAUUGUGUGAUGUAUAUCUCGAGUCUCUUAAACCAAUUAUUCAAAGCGGUAACGCCGUGGCUAUUAAUGCCGCAAAACAAACACUAUAUACUAGUGUAGACACAGGAUUGCGGUUAUUGCACCCAUUUAUGCCAUUCAUUACCGAAGAGUUAUUCCAAAGAUUGCCUCGAAGGACAAGUAAURAACCGCCAAGUAUUUCAGUGACACCUUAUCCAGAAGUGGACCAAUUUAUGUGGAAAUACAACGAAAAGUUGGAAAAUGACGUGACGUUUAUGCAAAAUAUCAUUCAUAGCAUACGAUCCUUGAGAUCGGAAUACAACUUAGCGAAGACCAAAGUAAAUCUCUAUCUUAAGUUCGAUGGCAUCGAUACUAAAGAAAGAUUAUUACCUUUUGUUGAGACAAUUAAGGUUUUAACCAAUUCAUUAUCUGUUGAUGUUGUGGACGAAAGUUCAUCAGUUCCAGAGGGCUGUGCUAUAGUUCCUGUUUCAGACAGCUGUGAGGCAUACCUUAUGCUAAAAGGUUUUAUUGAUGUUAACAAAGAAAUAGAAAGAUUGAAAGCAAAACAAGAGAAGAUCAAUGGACCACUAAUUAGGUUGAGAGACACCACCGAAAAACCUGAUUAUGAAGACAAAGUUCCCGUUGAAGUUCGGAUCGCAAACUCUGAAAAACUAAAACAAUCGGAACUCGAAUUGAAUAAACUUUUGGAAGCGAUUAAAGCCAUUUCUUUUAUUAAAGAAUAAUGAUAUAAAAUUUUAAACAAAAUAUUUUAUUU